AUGGCAGAGGGCAGCAACGCGGACUGGAUGGGCUCCCUCGCCCCCGCCCUCAGCACCUUCCCGCUGGCCCAUCUGGCCAUCCCAGGAUCACAUGAUUCUUUCAGCUACUGGGUUGAUGAGAAAUCACCUGUGGGACCUGAUCAAGCCACGGCAAUCAAACGUUUGGCUAAAAUUUCUUUGGUGAAAAAGCUGAUGAAGAAAUGGUCAGUGACUCAAAACCUGACCUUCAAAGAGCAGCUGGAAGGUGGGAUCCGCUACUUUGAUCUGCGCGUAUCUUCCAAACCGGGAGAAGUGGGACAGGAGAUCUAUUUCAUACAUGGCUUGUUUGGCAUCAAAGUAUGGGACGGACUGAUGGAGAUAAACACCUUCCUCACACAGCACCCCAAAGAAGCCAUCUUCUUGGAUUUCAAUCACUUCUAUGCCAUGGAAGACCAGCACCACAUAUACCUGAUUAACAGGAUCCGGGAAGCAUUUGGAUCAAAACUUUGCACAAUGGAAUAUGUAGAAAAUGUGACCUUGCAAUAUCUUUGGGAGAAGAGUCAGCAGGUUCUCAUUUUCUACCACUACCCUCUGUAUCAGGAAUAUCCCUUCCUGUGGCCAGGGAAUAAAAUGCCAGCACCUUGGGCAAACACAACGAACGUGCACAAGCUAUUACAGUUCUUAGAGACCACUCUUGGGGAGCGGGCUCAACAUGGAACUUUUCAUGUUUCUCAAGCUAUUCUCACACCCAGGGUCAAAACUAUUGCACGGCACCUAAUUCGUGGCCUAAAAAAUACGCUUGUUCACAGGAACCUGCCUAUGAUUUUGAACUGGGUAAAGACACAGAAGCCAGGCGUUAUGGGCGUUAACAUAAUUACAUCAGACUUUGUGGAGCUGGUUGACUUUGCUGCCACGGUUAUUGCAUUAAACGACCUCCUUUUAGAAGGGCACCGAGCUGUGACUAAAUCCUGA
Molecule: messenger RNA, 951 nt
Organism: Emys orbicularis (European pond turtle)
Lineage: Eukaryota; Metazoa; Chordata; Testudines; Emydidae
Gene: PLCXD2
Product: phosphatidylinositol specific phospholipase C X domain containing 2
Exons: 4
Coding region: 1-951 (316 amino acids)
Biological process (GO): lipid metabolic process
Molecular function (GO): phosphoric diester hydrolase activity
Source: RefSeq, a predicted model, not a curated record